AUGCAAGAAGAUAAAAAUCAAGCCCAUCAUAUGGAUGGCGAAUUUGCUGAGGAUGGCGAGAGAUUGAGCAUGGAUCAAGCCCAGCCUUCUGCCACUGAUGCUCAGGUCGAAAAGAAGCUUGUCCGUCUCUUGGAUUACCGUCUUAUGAUUUGGGCCUUCUGGGGUUACUUUGCCAACGGUUUAGACAGAAACAACAUGCCUAAUGCUCAAACUACUGGUCUCAGUGAGGAUUUGAACCUUGUUAGCAACCAAUACAAUUGGGCUCUCACCAUGUUCUUUAUCGGUUACAUUAUCUUACAAAUUCCUUCCAAUUAUAUCAUCACAAAAGUGCGUCCUAGUAUCAUGUUGCCUCUCAUUGUCUUUGUAUGGGGUGCCAUUGUUUGUUUCAUGGCUCUCGUUAAGGAUUACAAAGGUCUCUACGGUCUCCGUAUCUGUCUUGGCUUGACUGAAGCUGGUUUCUAUCCUGGUAUUGUCUUUUUACUCGGCUCUUGGUACACCAAAGAAGAAUUGGGUACACGUACGGCUGUGUUUGUCGCUGGCUCUCAAGUCUCUGGUGCUUUCAGUGGUCUCAUUUCCGGUGCUAUUGCCAAUAGUUUAGAUGGUGCUCACGGCAUGCGUGGUUGGAAAUGGCUUUUCAUUAUUGAAGGUAUCAUUGCCGUUGUCAUUGGUUUCGCUGGCUUCUUUGUUCUUCCUGAUUUCCCUCAUAACACUCGUUUCAUCAAUGGUGAAUUGCGUGACAUGGCUAUUGUUCGUCUUGAGCGCCAAGGUAAAAGCGCUGCUGUUACUGGCUUGAACAUGACCACCUUCCGUAACUUGUUUACGACACCAUUCAUUUACCUGUUCACUGCCAUGUUUAUCUGUAUGCAAAUGGGUAUGGGUAUUCUGCAAAACUUCCCUAUCAUCCUCAAGACCAUGGGCUACGAAUCCUCUUUUGCCAAUUACAUGAUGGUUCCUAUCUGGUGUUGGGUUGGUGUGGUCAUCAUUGCUCAAGGAAAGCUUUCUGAUAAGUUUAACACUGGCCGAUUCGGUCAUCGUGCUUUCCACAUUAUUGCUGGCGGCCUCUUUACUUUGAUCUGGUACAUUGUCUUGGUAGCUGUCAAUGGUGGUAACGUGCCCGUUGGCCUCUUGUUUGCUUGUGCUUACCUUGUUCCUCCUGUAUUUGGUAUCUCUCCCAUCAUGAUGAGUUGGGCAAACGAGAUCUACGCAUGCGACAGAGAGUCCCGCGCUUUAGCCAUUGCCAUCAUCAAUUCCAUCGGCAACCUCGUACCCAAUUUCGUCAAUGUCGAGGCCUGGAAUGUUCAAGACGCACCCACCUAUCGUACUGGUAAAAUCACCACUAUGGGAAUGACAGCUGCUAUGGUCAUCAUGUGUUGUGUCGCUUACUAUCUACAAGCCAACAAGAUUAUGAUUCCUAAGUCUUCUCAGCAAAUCGUUGAUGAAGAGAUGGACAACAAGAAGACUCCCAUUAGUCGUGAUGACGAAUUCUAA
This is a messenger RNA of Mucor velutinosus, 1488 nucleotides long. It is a transcript of the gene mrpl8, whose product is annotated as 54S ribosomal protein L8, mitochondrial. Lineage: Eukaryota; Fungi; Mucoromycota; Mucoromycetes; Mucorales; Mucoraceae. Gene Ontology annotation, biological process: transmembrane transport. Gene Ontology annotation, molecular function: transmembrane transporter activity. Bases 1 to 1488 code for a protein of 495 amino acids. The transcript is spliced from 2 exons. The record is from RefSeq and is a predicted model, not a curated record. Gene Ontology annotation, cellular component: membrane.